GUUAACCACCCACGGUUUACUAUCAUUCUCACCCCAUCCAACCAUCCAGUACACACUCACGAUCAUGGCCGCGGAGCAGCAGCAGGUUCCGACCUUCAAGCUUGUUCUUGUUGGAGACGGUGGCACUGGCAAGACUACAUUUGUUAAGCGCCACCUGACAGGCGAAUUUGAGAAGAAAUACAUGGCAACACUCGGUGUUGAAGUCCACCCUCUUGGCUUUUCGACGAAUUUCGGCAACAUCCAGUUUGAUGUCUGGGACACCGCCGGCCAAGAGAAGUUUGGCGGUCUCAGGGAUGGCUAUUAUAUCAAUGGCCAAUGUGGUAUUAUCAUGUUCGAUGUGACUUCUCGCAUCACUUAUAAGAACGUCCCCAACUGGCACCGUGAUCUUGUGCGUGUCUGCGAGAAUAUUCCCAUUGUUCUGUGUGGGAACAAAGUCGAUGUGAAAGAGCGCAAGGUCAAGGCCAAGACGAUCACUUUCCAUCGCAAGAAAAACCUUCAGUAUUACGACAUCUCAGCGAAGUCCAACUACAACUUCGAGAAGCCCUUCCUCUGGCUUGCUCGCAAGCUUGUCGGCAAUCCCGCCCUUGAGUUUGUCGCUGCUCCCGCCCUCGCCCCUCCUGAAGCACAAGUUGACCAUAAGUUUUUGGCCGAAUGUGAGAAAGAAAUGGAGGUAGCUGCUCAGGUUGUUCUCCCAGGGGAGCUUUCUGACGACGACUUGUGAGCGAAAUAACGCUGCUGUCCAUCAGUCGUCUUAAAAUGGGGUUGACGGGGCACAAGCACAUACUGGAGGGUUUUGGUCAGGUCAGGUGGAAAUUCGCGAUAGUAUGCCACAACAUCACCGGUGGGUGCCACUGGCGGCUAUCUGUCAAUGGGCCCUAAGCUAGAUGUUGCAUUGAGUGCCGGAAUGAGGAUACCAGCAGGCAUAUGCGUCAGCGGAAUGGCCUGGCUAGAUAGCAUCAACGACCCCCAAAGCAAGACAUUCAGUUACAUGCUA
Sodiomyces alkalinus F11 is the source of this 994-nucleotide messenger RNA. Its product is annotated as GTP-binding nuclear protein GSP1/Ran. Gene Ontology annotation, biological process: protein import into nucleus; ribosomal subunit export from nucleus. Gene Ontology annotation, molecular function: GTPase activity; GTP binding. The record is from RefSeq and is a predicted model, not a curated record. Gene Ontology annotation, cellular component: nucleus; cytoplasm. Bases 65 to 721 code for a protein of 218 amino acids. The transcript is spliced from 5 exons. Lineage: Eukaryota; Fungi; Ascomycota; Sordariomycetes; Glomerellales; Plectosphaerellaceae.